This is a messenger RNA of Girardinichthys multiradiatus, 1210 nucleotides long. RefSeq names its product dynactin 3 (p22) (gene dctn3). The record is from RefSeq and is a predicted model, not a curated record. Gene Ontology annotation, biological process: cytoskeleton-dependent cytokinesis. Gene Ontology annotation, cellular component: dynactin complex. The transcript has 7 exons. Lineage: Eukaryota; Metazoa; Chordata; Actinopteri; Cyprinodontiformes; Goodeidae. The coding region runs from base 57 to 620 and encodes 187 amino acids.
AUAAUGCAGCUAAAGCUAUCCGGUUUUUGUUGUGUGUUGUCAUCUGUAGCUACGAGAUGGACCAAAAGUUGGACACGGACAGCCUUGAAAUGCGCCUUCUGGCGUUGGAGAGCCGAUUAUACGGCGAGAGAAGAAACAAAAGUGGAAAACAUGUCAAGUGUGCAGAAGCUUUGACCAGAAUUCAAGCAGGUUUGACCAACACGGCUAACAAGAGAGAGAGAGUAAAGAUCCUCCACAAAAAGAUUGAGGACCUGAUGAAGUACCUGGACCCCCAGUUCACUGACCACAUCACUCUGCCUGAUGCCAUGAAACUUGAGUUCAUCCUGGCAGAGGAGGACUCCUUGGUCUCUGAAGCUGCUUUGUUGGAGCAAGUUAACAACUUGCAGCCACUGUUGGACAGUACCCAUAUUAGAGAUGUACCUGAACAUGCGACCAAGCUGCAGCGUCUUUCACAGAUUCACAUCAAGCAACAGGACCAAACAGAAGCUCAGUCACAGGAAGUUAAAAAGCUUUUUGAGGAAUACAACAAAAUGAUGUUCCUGCUGUCCAAGCAGUUCGCCCAGUGGGAUGAGACAAUGAGGAAGAUGGAGGAGGCCAAAGGAAUCCGACCUGUGGAGUAGUUACUCUGAGCAAUGCUAAAAGUAGGAGAAAGAUUAACGCUGCACUAUGGUGGUAGCUCCUGAACAGAGAUGUUGCAUUAUGUAGCUCAUUCUACCCCAGUAAGUCAGGAGGGAACAAAACGCUAAAGAGCAACAGCAUUUCAACACAUUUCUGUUUCUUCCUCACUUUUUGACUCUUUAUUGGUUUGCAGACCAAGAAAGAAUAUUAAUGUUGCCUAAACACUGUUUCUUUUAAUGCAAUGGUAUUUAAUGAAAUAGUAAAACAACUGAACUGAGGCUUGUGAAUCUUUAUCUAUUGUGGAGAAGAAUUAGCUUCAUCCUCCCUGCAGCACCAAUAACUUGGAGAGGUUGCUGUUAUUUAUUGUUGACAGUAGCGCUUUUUAGUUCAUUUUAGUUUAACUAUCUUCCAUCCCUGCAAUCGACUUGUAUUUUUGCUUUUUUCUUCUUAAAAAGAACACAGACACACCUUCAGACACAUCUUCAUUGCUUUAUUUUCUUCCUCUGGAUGUCUAAAAUAAUGUUUAUAUGUCUUUGUGUGUAUAACUGUGCAUAAAGCGUGAACGUAACAAUUAAAGUAGUUAUAAACAUUA